Molecule: messenger RNA, 9249 nt
Organism: Patiria miniata (bat star)
Lineage: Eukaryota; Metazoa; Echinodermata; Asteroidea; Valvatida; Asterinidae
Product: trichohyalin-like
Exons: 49
Coding region: 164-8404 (2746 amino acids)
Molecular function (GO): calcium ion binding
Source: RefSeq, a predicted model, not a curated record
GCGUUGAGGGCUGGCCAACAACAUACAGAACAGUACACACCUGAUGAUUAACGGUAUAUUCAAUUCCGGGACAUGUUCUUUACUCUUCUGAGGCCCUAGAUCUUCAAGCAGUUUUGUUUAACGAAGUUAUGAUGUCCUGAGAGGACCAUUGAAGUUGAACGCCAUGGGGAUGGAAGAAGAAUUUGAGGCCAUUUUUGACCUCCUCGACCCGACCUGCCAGGGUUUUGUGGAUGCUGAUCAGCUGCAAGAGUUCCAUAAAGCAUUCUACUACAAGUCCAUCAAUUCCGAUCAAAUAGAGGCAGCAAUCAGUCAGGUGUGCAAUGGAGGAAACCGAUGCCCCAAGUUCUGUUUCUUGGACGUCUUGCUGGAGUUGGAGCGACGUCGGACCAUUGAGGACCGGGCCUGGUGGGACUUCCAGGCUCUAGACAGCCGCGGGACUCACCGCAUCUCGCCACGCGAAGCUCUGAUCCUGAUGAAGGCUACGCACCAGGAACACUUCACCAUACAGACUUGGCAGGCAUUUCUGGAUUCCCGCUGCGUGCCUGCCAAUGAGGGCGUACCCUUCAACGAGAUCCGGAUGUGGCUGUGCAACCCCCCGCUGCAAGAAGGGGAGGAGUGGGCGGCGAGGGACAUCGUGAUCGCUGGAGAGCAACUUGACCGUGAAAAACGCAAAGUGGAUUAUCAGGAGCACAAGGAGUUCUUGGUUCUACAGGAGGAUGAGUUUUCACAGACCUUGGAAGCACAGGACAGACACCAGUAUCACGUCAAGUUCCGCAGUAAGGCAAGACGCAAGCUCAACCGAUGGGUCAAUCUGGGAGUGGAGGCGCUGAUCUUCGACGAUGGCAAGGACUAUGAGGUGGACUACAAGAUGCGGAAUCGCGUCACCGUCCAAGACCUGCUGGAGGCCCUGGAACAGAAAUACGACAUCCUCAGAGAGAAGCUGGUAUGGGAAGCUGUCAAGAAGCAUGUUGGGGAUCCCAUCUGGGCCUCCAUGUCGGAAGGCGAACAGCAGGAGCAAGUUCUGCGGGUCCAGAUGAAAGAACACCGGCUGCGACGUAGCAACGACCUGGACCAAAUCGCGCGCCUGGUGGUCGCCUACCAGCACUACGACUCGCGCCUGGUGGCCAUGAUGGGGUGGCUGCGCAGCGAGUUUGAGCGUCGGUCCAUGGACCAUCAGAGCAAAGUGGCCGUGCUGAGGGACGAGGGGAAGACGGAGGAUCAGAUCUACGAGAUAUUCGCCAACGAGUACGCGCAGACAGUGCAAGGGGUGACUACCUGCGGACAGCUCCUCGUUGAUCUCCACAAGCGCCACAUGAAGGAGCGCGAGUUUCUCCUCUCGGUACUCAAGAUGGGAAACCGGAGGGCACUGACCUCGGCCGAGAUGAUCACUGAGUACGCGUCGCUCGCCGCUCAGCAGCUCAUAGCUUCCUACGAGGGCGAGUCCUUUGAGUAUUCAGCAAUGGCCACUGGACUGGCUGAGCGACCACAGCAGUUCAUGAGCCCCGGGUUUGACAGUGACCGAGACCUGGGCGAGUUGCUGGCCCUGGAGCGACUGCAUCAGAUGAAAGGUCGUCGACCUCCCAAGGUGACGGACGAGGACGGUCACUUGAUCGGCAAGAACCGUGGCAUCGUGGCCUGGCAGGUGGAGGUGGUCCGACAACUCCUGAAGAAGCACAGCCAUGAACGAGAGGUCAUGAUAUACCUCCUUCAAGGCAAAGAGAGCGGCACCUGGCUCUCCGUGGCCCGGCGGAAGAGCCAGGAGCAGCGUGAGGACAGGCUGAAGGAGCUACGCAUGCAGCGCUCCAACUGGCGCCAGGGUCCCUCGGAGCACCUGGUGUCCAAGCGGACCAUCCAUAUCAAGAUAUUGCUGGAAGGUGCAGGUCUCUAUCAUGAGAAUAGACGUAAUGAGAUCCGUAACGGACACAACUUCACCAACAAUCAAGUCUCCGCCUGCGUGCUGGCAGACCUGCAGCAGAGACAGGCCAAGGAGGUGGAUAGAGUCGUGGUGGAGAUGCAGACCAUGACUGCAGAGGUCCUGAAGGAGCUGUGGCGCCGAGAGCACCGGUCUCGGAUUGAGGAAUGGCUGGACAACGUGUCGGCCGUUAUCUUGUCCACGAUUGAAGUCAGUGAGGAAGACAAAGAACUGAUAGACGCUCUGGAGGCAAAAUAUGAUGUCUUGAGAGAGAAGAUUCUGACCGAGCAGCUGAUGAGGGAGUUUGGUGAGGCCGAAUGGCUCAGGAUGUCGGAGCAGGAACGCCAACGUCUCCUGAUGAAGAGAAAGAUGGAAGAGAGACAGCUGAGGCGCGAAGGCAAGAUGGAUGAGCUAGCUCGCCUUAUCAGCGGCGCUGACAAGGACAGCAAACGUCUGCAGAAGCUCAUGGGCAAAAACCGCGAGGAAUACGAGAAGCAGCUGGCUGCGCGUCUGGCCCGUAGGGAACGCCGCCGGGCCAUGGGGCUAGACUCUGACGAAUCGGAUGAGUCAGAUUCGGAGGAUCCGGCAGGCGGCGGUGGCCACAACGUCCUGCGGGACCUCCAGUCCCGCUACGAUGAAGACAUGGACGCCCUGAUGGCGUUGCUGCGUCGGCAGCAGAACGGCGAGCUGAGCGAGAGGGAGAGACAGGCGCUGCUGCUGCGACUGCGGAGGGAGAAGAGACGGGCCGCCAUGGAGGACAACUUUGACGAGGCUGCAUUGCUGCUUGGGCUGGCUGAGAGGAACCGACUCAACAUGGAGGAAAGGAUGAAAGCUGAUCGCGAGCGGCAGUUGCUUCUAGCGAAAGAACGCCUAGCCAACCGUCACCGCCGCAAAGCUGAAGGGAAAGGCGAGAUGGAGGACCAGGAGGAACUGCCUGUACCUGCUGAAGGUGACAUUGAAGGCUGGCGUGAGACCGUCUUGAAGGAACUGGACCGUAAGCACAACAAGGAGAGGGAACUGCUGCUGAGCAUCUUGAUUGACGAGGGAAGCGAGGAGCUGAGAGAUGCGGCCGGUCAGAUGGUACAGAAGGCCAGGCAGGAGAGACUGCAAGAACUCAAAGAUGAAGCAGAACAACUCAACCCGGAUAAGAAAGAGGAGAAAGAAGGUCACCGAGACAUCCUUGAGGAGGCGGGGGCCAUCAAGAGCAUCCUGAGGACCCUGAGCCUAAGGACCAAGCGCCACGGCCAGGAGGUUGAGAUGGACGAGGUGCACGCCAGCCUCCUGGCUGACCUGCAGGAGGAGCAGGAGAAGGAGAGCGAGGUGGUCAUGGCUGGCCUAGUCUCCAUGAGUGAGGAAGAGUUGUCCAAGCUGCGUAUGAAGCAGGUGUGGGAGGCCAAGAUGGGUGUGGGUAAGAACGUGCUGAACGUCUUCACCCAGUAUGAAGGAGCAGCUGAAGAUGAUGACAUCUUGAAGGCUCUGGACAAGAAGUAUGAUUGCCUGAAGGACAAGCUGCUCAUCGACAUCUUGAGGAGUCAGCUCGGGGAGAAGGAGUGGGCUAGGAUGAAGGAGCAAGACCGACAGAAGAAACUCCUGGAGCUCAGGCAAGAGGAGAGGAGACUACGCAAAGAAGGAAAAAUGGACGCCCUUGCUGCUCUGCUGGGAGACCAUGCCAAGACGGAGGCAGGCUUGAAGAAGCUGAUGGGGGCCAGCCGAACGGACUACCAGGAGAAACUCAAGAUGAGAAGAGAGAAAAGAAAGAAGAGUAUCGCUGGUGGAAACUUAGACGACAUAACAGAAGAAGAAUUGUCAGAAGACGAAGAAGAAGACACCUCCAAAAUCUCCAACCCCUUGGAGGACCUUCAGCGACGCUACGACGGUGAGCGGGAGGCCCUCCUCAUGAGACUCCACAGCUCCAAGGCCGAGUACAUGUCUGAGAAGGAGCGUCAGGCCGAGCUGGUGCGACUCAGGCUGGAGCUGAGGAAGGCCCGGGGAGAAGACGGCUUCACGGCCGCGGCGCUGGUCAUCGGGCUGGCCGAACGCAACCAGGCAGCAGCUUCUGAGAGACUGAGGAAUGACAGGCAGCGCCAGGAGUCGUUAGCCAAGCAGCGGAUUGAAGCCAUGAGACGGAGACGAGCCUUGGGGACCAUCCAGGAGGAGAUGGCGGAAACGGUGACUGAUAACGAUGACAGGAACUCAAUGCAGGAUGCGGUCAUCCGAACCCUGGAGAAGAAACAUCGACUGGAAAGAGAAGCACUGUACGACCUCCUGCAGGCAAAGUACGGGGAGGAUGAUGUCCUGGUUGCAGAGAACAUGACUCAAGAGCAACGGCAAGAGGUCCUGCAGGAGCUGAUGGAGCAAAGACGAGGCACAGACAUUGGCAAAAAGCAGGAGCACCGAACCAUUUUGGGUGAGGCUUCCAUGGUCAAGGUGGCCGGGCGGAAACAGCGGCUGGAAAAGGAGACUACUGACGCUUCCAUAAAUAAAGAUGAUGUCAUCGUCACCAUCAUGGCAGACCUGCAGCAGCAGCAAUCCAGGGAGUGUGAGGCUGUGCUCACUCAACUCCCUGAUAAGGAUUUGAAGUCCCUGGUUCACGUCCAGCAGCAGAACAUCGCGGAUCAGAAGAACGAGCGAAACGAGAACGUGGCCGGCGUGCUGAUGACUGCCGACCUGAGCAAGAAGGCCGGGGAGGAGGAGCUGGUGGAUGCUCUGCAGGGGAAGUACGACGCGCUGAGGGAUAAGAUUCUGACAGAGGCACUCAUGAAACAGAUUGGAGAGGCCGAAUGGGCCCAGCUCUCGGAGAAGGAGCGUCAGGUCCGCCUGAUCAAGCUGCGGCUUGAGGAACGCCGGCUGAGGCAGGCGGGGAAAUACGACGAGGCCGCGGCCCUGAUGGGCGACGCCAUCGCAUCCCAGCAUGCACUGGAGCUGUUGCUAGGGGAUACCAAGAAGCAACAGGAGGAGAAGAUGAAAGAGAGACUGGAGAAAAGACGUCAGAGGAUGGCCCAGGGCAUGAAUGAGGAGGAAAUCAAUCGACUGGAGCAGGACGAGAUUGAGCAAGAAGAAGAGGAGCUGAGAAAGAAGAAACCCAGAAACAUCCUGGAUGACCUAGACAAUCGUCUGGAUGCGGAGAGGGACGCCCUCUUGGCCGGCAUGAGGGAUGCCAACGAUCGUCUGCGCAGCGAGAGAGAGCGCCAGCUAGAGUUGGCCCGUCUGAGGAGGGAACAGCGUAAGGCUCGCCAUGAGCAGAAGUUUGAUGCUGCGGCCUUGGCCAUGGGAUUGGCCAAACAGGCUGAAGAUGCAGAGGCUUUACGAGAGCAAGAGAGACAGAGGCAGCUCCAGCUGGCCAAGGAGCGGCUGGCCCAGCGCCGCAGGAGCAAGGAAGACCGGAAGAAAGCGAGGGAGGCCGUGGGCCCCAUCCCCAUGCCUGAGGAUGAGCAGAGCGAGGUCAUGAUGCAAGAGGCUGUCAUUCAGGAGAUGGAAGUCAAGCACGAGGCAGAGAGAGAUGUGCUGAUGGAGCUGAUGCAAGAUCAGGAAGACAGCGGCUUGAGGACCAACGCCAGACAGAUGACUGAAGACAAGCGGCAGAAGAAGCUGAAGGAGCUCCAGGGGGCACGGCAGGAGUGGAGAGACAGCAGACCCUCCAAGGAAAACGAGGAGGAACAGACUGAGAUAUUCAAUAAAGGGACAGCCUUGACUUUAGAGAGCCGUCUGGAUGAGGGAAAACAGACCCAAGGAGAAUCCGUGACUGACGGCGACAUUCAGGUGGCCCUGCUGGCUGAUCUACAACAACAACAGGAGCAGGAGGCUAGACGUCUAAUGGAUGACCUGGGGUCAAAGACUGUCACCACCCUCAAGCAACUGAAGCAGGUCCAGUAUAUCGCCAGGGCCAAUGGCUGGAACGACAACGUGGCCGGGACGGUGCUGGUCACCAAGUCCGACUCCUCUGAGGUGACGGAAGAGCAACUGCUCAAGGCGUUGGAAGUAAAGUACGACACGCUGCGAGAUAAGCUGCUCAGCGAGGCCUUGAUGAAGCAGGUAGGAGAGGCUGAAUGGGCCCGUCUAUCGGAGCGAGAGCGCCAGGGUAAACUGAUGAAGCUCAAGCUACAAGAGAGGAAGAUGAGACAGGAAGGAAAAUACGACGAGGCGGCUGCCCUGCUGGGCCAAGGAAUCAAAGACCAGCAAGAGCUGGCCAAGCUUCUUGGCAACACCAAGACGGAGCAGGAGGAGAGACUGAAGCAGCGUCUGGAGCGACGUCGACAGCUGAUGGAGGAGCGGAGCAAGGAGGGACUGGAGGUGGACGACGAGACGUUGGAAACCAUCUUAGACAAAGAGGAGAAGAGACGAGACUUCAUCGAAGAUAGGAAGAAAAAGAGGAAUGUGCUCGAGGAUUUGAACUCCCACUUUGAGGAUGAGCGUGAGCAGCUCCUUGCGGCGCUGCGCAACCAGGACGCCAGCUUGAACAGCGAGCGUGAACGCCAGCUGGCCCUGGCCCGGCUGCGACGAGACCAACGCAAGCUGCAGCUGGAGGACAAGUUUGACACGGCUGCGCUCAUCUUCGGCAUGGCCCAGCAACAGGAGAAAGCCAGGGACAGCAAUUUGAAGAAAGAUAAGGAGCGACAGAAGCAGCUUGCCCGGGAACGCAUCGCCAACCUGCGCAAGAAGAAGGCUGCUGCGCAGACAGCCCAAGACACCAACACUGAGACUUCCGACACGCUGACCCUUAUCGGGGAGUGGAGUCAGGAAGACCUGGUGAAGAAACUGAGACAAGAAGCAGAGGAGAACGCUAAGGUGGACGCGGUGGUGUCCACGCAGAAAGACGUGGGCGUGGCACUUCACACCACCAUCUUGGAUGAGAUUGAGAAGAAGCACGGCAUGGAGCGAGAUCUCCUCCUAGAGCUGCUGGAGCGGACUCGAUCCAACAAGGAAGAAGCCACCAGAGUAGAACAACUCGCGGACCAGGAGCUGAUCUCUGAGCUGAAGAGUGCCGUACAGAGCUGGCAGGAACGUGAGAUGCAGCUGGGUAGUCUGGGCAACAACCUGGACGCCGUGGCCGAGCUGCAACACCAGAAGAGACAGGCUCUCAAGGCUGCCCUGCUGCUCAGGAUGGAAGAUUAUCGCCGCACGCUGUCCAUCACGACUAAGCUGACCAACGAACAGAUCUCGGAAGAGGUGCUGGUGUCUCUCCUAGCUGAACUCCAGCUGAAGCAGUCAUCAGAGAGCAAAGCCCUGAACAAGAUACUCUCCUCUGAUGAGGAUCCCGAGAUGCCCAAAGCCGACGACGAGCUGAUCAAACAACUCAUCAGCAGCCAGCGGACUGCCAGGCGGGAACUCCAACUCAAGAACCUUGAGGGGGUGGUGUUUGGUGGCGGUCUGGCCUUCAUCAAGGAGGAAGAUGAGGAGCAACUGGAGGCAGAGAGCCGGGAGGAGGAGGCCAAGAUGAUGCAGGAGCUGGAGAAAGAAAUGGAGAAGGACAAGCAGGAUCUAGAAGAGAAAGUAGGAAGAGUGAAUGCAAUGAAAAGUGCCGGAGAGAAUGCGGACCCUGCGGCCCUGCUGGCCGAGUUGGAGGCUCAGAGUGCUGCCAAGAAAAAGGCCAUGCAGGAGCAGCUGCAACGUCAGCGUCGUCUGAUGAGGAGCAAGCUAGCCGAGCGACGGCAGAAGCAGGAGGACAAGGAGUACGAGGAGGACGCAGCCGUGGCGCUGAUCCAGAACGCCGAGAAGAUCCUGAGCAAACGAGACAAAGAUGCACAGAUGAUGAAAGAGAAACAGACAAGCCUGAUGAAGGACCGUCUGGCCCAACGCCGGGAGAAGCGCCACCAGGCCGAGAUGGCUAAGGAGGAAGAGGAGAGACAGAAAGGAGCGGAGGAAGAAGCCAAGAAAGCAAAGGCUUCCGCCAAGGAACGCUUGCCUCCUGGUCUUGGAAUGCAGCGAGAGAAGACCGUGAUUGAUGUAUCAGUCUCUGAGGAGAAAAAGCAAGCCUUGUUCAACACGCUGGUGCGGGAACACACCAAGGCACAGCUCAAGAUUGAGAUGGAGCAAGAGAAACAGACUCAAAUGUUGAAGGAGCGUAUCCAGCAGCGUAAGCACCGCUACCAGGAUGCGGCCACCAUGCUCCUAGGCCUGGGCGAACGACAGAAGACGAUGGUGGCCAAAACACAGAAGGACGAGCGAGACCGGCAGCUGACCAUGGUCAAGGAACGCAUUGAGAAGGUGCGGUACGAGCGGACCCAGACCAUGAAGCUCAAGAAGGACCUGAACGCCAAGGCCUUCAAGGACAUGAUGGAACCGGAAAAGGACGGGGGCCCGUCCAAGGAUGAGAAGAUGGCCCAGCUGGCCGCCAGCAUGCAGAAGAAGUUCAUGGAGGACGAGGAGGAAAUCCGGAAGGGCAGCAAGAAGUUACAGCGUUACAGCCUACCUGAAGUCACGAUACCUCCACUGGCCAUGCCAAGAAUUAUGGUGACGUCCUCCAUUUCCCCAAAGAACAGAAACAUUAAUUAAUUGAAAUAACGGGAACAUUUUAAUUCCGGGAAGGUCCGCUGCAGCUGAGUGGUGCUUUGCAUUAACCAGAUUAAUUGGCCAGAUUAAUUGGGACCUGUUUUUUUACUGUUCUCCUGAGAGUACCUUCAGCAGUUUGUCAGAUAGCGUUAAAAGGUCCCUAGAGCAGUGAAUGAUAUCUAGUCAACACUGGGAGACCAGAGUUUUAGAACCAACAAAGGGAUAACUACCAUAUUGAGUACCAAAACCAGUCCGUUUAGCCAAUUUUUUUUUUUCAUGGAACACUGAGCUUUGUCAGUUUCAUGUCCCUCCCUGGCAGUUUAAAAAUGCGUGCCUCAUGCUCUUCAAAUACAGGUUUUAAGUUUGUAUGUUUUGUUUUGUAAUGAAAAAAAACUACUUUUCCAGAUUUUUAACGUCUGCAACCCCUCUGAAAAGAGCUGUAACUUUGCGCACAAAUGAAUCCACCCUGCAAGAGCGGACUUAGUGUCUGGCAGCUAAUAAUUCAAAUUUUGUCAAGAAAUAAUAAAUGUGCACAACAAACCUGAAAAGACCAUUAUCAUGUUGCGGCCAUCAUGAUUUUUUUCCCAUUCAAAAUCAACGUAACCAAAGCGAGGCUGGAAGGAAAAAUAGUCUGGUUCCUUUUUUCGCACACAAAAAUUGUGAUUCAGUACUGUAAUGGGAUACAGGGAACAUGACUGAAAUGGUGGCAGCAUGAUAAAGGUCUAUAGUCUAGCAAGCAGAGUGCAUGUGAGUGUGGCUGCUCGGUUUCACCAUUGCAGCUAGGUUUAACACUUAAGUUAUGCAUGGAGUCUAUGGAUAGCAUAACUGAGGUAUUAUGCAGGGAUGAU